This is a messenger RNA of Erigeron canadensis, 2827 nucleotides long. RefSeq names its product rho GTPase-activating protein REN1-like. The transcript is spliced from 22 exons. The coding region runs from base 1 to 2679 and encodes 892 amino acids. Gene Ontology annotation, biological process: signal transduction. NCBI's taxonomy places the organism in Eukaryota, Viridiplantae, Streptophyta, Magnoliopsida, Asterales, Asteraceae. The record is from RefSeq and is a predicted model, not a curated record.
AUGGUUAAUGAAUCUAAUAAGAACAAUAAUUAUAAUUCUUCUAAUAAAUCCAUCACCCUUGAUUCGAAAACAAGCAAUGUCGAUGCUGCUACAAUGACGGGCAAACACAACAAUGCCGAUUUGAAACAUAAUAACUCAGGCAUCACCAACAAUCCUGCUGCCAAAAACAACAAUUCUGACAUGAAACAUAACACUAGUGAUCUGAAAAGCAUCUCUGAUUCGAAAACAAAUAACGUAGAUGCUUUUUUGUCUCAGGUGUACAAGAGUGGACCACUAUUUCUUUCAUCAAAAGGAAUUGGCUGGACCUCUUGGAAGAAAAGAUGGUUCGUUCUGACACAAACAUCGUUGGUUUUCUUUCGCAGUGAUCCCAAUGCUGCUUCUCAAAGGGGAGGGGAGGUGAAUCUGGCCCUUGGUGGCAUAGACCUCAACAGUUCAGGCAGUCUGGUGGUUAAACCGGAUAAGAAACUCUUGACGGUUAUGUUUCCAGAUGGUCGUGAUGGGAGAGCGUUUACUUUGAAGGCAGAAACUACAGAGGAUAUAAAUGAGUGGAAGGCUGCAUUGGAGGAAGCUUUGGCAAAUGCACCAAGCGCUAGCCAGACAACGGGCCAAAGCGGAACAUUGAAAAAUGAAAAUGGUGAUACGGCAGAUGCUUCUUCUGAAAAUUCAAAAGAUCGAACCCUGGGGAACUUGAAGGUUCUCGGUCGUCCAAUUUUACUUGCAUUGGAAGAUAUAGACGGAACCCCAUCUUUCCUGGAGAAAGCCCUUGAAUAUGUUGAAGAUCACGGAGUGCAAGUCGAGGGCAUCUUGAGGCAGGCUGCAGAUGUUGAAGAUGUCGAACGACGAAUCCAAGAAUACGAACAGGGAAAGGUGGAAUUUACAAAGGAAGAGGAUGCACAUGUUAUAGGAGACUGUAUCAAGUAUGUUCUUAGGGAACUACCAUCAUCCCCAGUUCCAGCAUCUUGUUGCAACGCAUUGCUGGAUGCAUAUCGAACUGAUCGCUCCACAAGGGUCAGUGCCAUGCGGGCAGCUAUAUGUGACACAUUCCCUGAACCAAAUCGCCGUUUGUUGCAGAGAAUGUUAAUAAUGAUGGAAACAGUAGCUGAUAACAAGAAUGUGAACAGAAUGAGUGUUUCAGCUGUCGCUGCUUGCAUGGCACCACUACUUCUUCGACCCCUUUUGGCUGGUGAAUGUAAUCUCGAUAGUCAGUUUAAUAUGGGUGGUGAUGGAUCUGCUCAACUUAUGCAAGCUGCUGCAGCUGCUAAUCAUGCUCAAGCCAUUAUCAUCACCCUGUUAGAAGAAUAUGAUAACAUAUUCGGGGAAGGUGAUAUGUUAAGUGAUCUAUACUCUAACUCCGAAGAACUUGGAAGUGAGAGUGAAGAGCUUAGUGAAUACGAAGAUUAUUCUUCCGAGGGUUCUAAUGAAGAUUCUGAUCAUGCAUCAACCUCUAGUCAGAGUGGUGGUGAUGGAGACAGCUAUAUGAAAAACGUGAAGAAACCUGGUCCCGUUAGAUCACGUACCAUUGCCCACAAGGCAACUGAUGAUAAGACAGCCAGUAAAAAGUUACUUUCAUGUUCUCAUGUCAGAUCGGUAAGCCAAGUUACUGAGAAUGUUUCAAAUCAAAUAUUUGACGAUUCAACAACAAAAGUAUUUGAGAAUGUGCGGCGGUCUGAAGAUGAUAAAAUACAAGGGAGUAAAAGCAGAGAGUUAACCGAUAACAGCCAGCGAUCUUCAACUACUGCGGAUUCACAGAGUGCUAUUCAACACACUAUUUCCCAACAAACGGAUGCAAUGACAAACUUAUCAAGCGUCGACAAAGAAGAGGCUGGAGUCGUAAGUUCUGAGGUCACUAAUGAGGAAGCAAAAGCAAAAGCUGAAGCGGAGGACUUGUUGAACACAAAGAAAGCUCUAGAGACACAGCGUGUCCAGCUCGAGCAAGAUGUUGCAAGAUUAAAGGAACAGCUGCGAAAGGAGUUAGAGUUGAGGAGAAAACUUGAGACCGGAAUUAAGAUAUCUCAACAAGCCUUAUUUACACAGUUUUCUACUAUCAAUAAGGCUGAGAGUGAUAGCUCGAAUCAGAAAACUAAUGAUCUUGAAGUGCAAUUUAUAAAUCAAGAAAAUGGAAAAGAUUAUAAUGAUACUACAUCUCAGGAUAGUAAGGAUAAUCAUCAGUUGCAUUCCUUUUCUAGUAGAUUACCUCCACACCAUCAGCUUGAUCCAUCUCGCAGUUCCAAGGAGAAAUGUUCGAGCAAAGAGGGUGAUGACAAACAUAACUUGCAAACUCAUUCUGCGAAAUUACCUUCAAGUGAGCAGUGUGGUCCAACCAAGGAUAUGAAAAAGUCUUCUUCAAGCAGACCUAAAAGGUUGAACUCAAAGAAUGAGACAGUCGGAACAAACUCAGCAAUGUCAAAAAUAACAAAUGGACUCAACUUUUUGAAAGAAAAAAGCAACCAACUAGCAGAUGAGCUGCAGGUGAUGAAUAGAGAUCGAAAUAAAAGUCUGUCCCAUAAACACGUCCAAAAAGGCUCACAAGAGGAAUUUGAUAUCCAAUCAUCUGCAAAAGAAAGUCAUCCCCAACAUUUGGAUUCACAUACUGAUGACCAAUCAACAAAUGUUGACAGAGAGAAAUCUGAAAGCUUAGCAACAGACGACCAACAUGACGUCGAUCAACAACAGAGAUGAUGUGUGAGCCCGGUCUUCGUGUUUAUUGUUUGCAUAUAUGUCAUAUUAUUCACUAAAAAUAUGUAUUCUACUUAAUGUAAGGUGUGUAUUAUAUAGGCUAUAACUCGUAACUUUUGACUCGACUAAUUAUAGUCUAAGUUUGUCGUAA